UUAUUAUAGAUGGAUGCGGAACGGAAGGAAAAAUACAUAGAUACAUUUAUCGGUUGUUUUAAAAUCGAUUUAAGAUGAUUAAAUGAAGUUCUAAAUAGCCAGAAAAUAUAAAUAAUUGUAUUCUAAGAAACACACGUUCGAGAGACUGCAUCAAAAGGAUUUUUUAUUAGACUUUUCGGACUUAAAAAUAAAUUAAUGAUAAACUUUAUUUACAGCAGGUUCUGGCCAGUGUAUGAAGAACUUCCAUCAUUAGGAGCUGCCAUUCAGUUUGCUUUAUUGAAUUCUUCUAUUUGCCUUUCAAACAGGUGGAUUUGGCUGAUAAACGCAUUGAUUCCCAGCCUCACAGACAGAAAGAAACCUGCGUUUUGGUCAAGGUUGUCACUUUUUUUUUUUCUUGAGGAUCUGUCCUUCAUCAGGAGACAGCAGCUCGUGGAUUUUUCUCCACCUGUCCCAGCACACAGACCGUAGUGCCGGCUGUUGAUGAUGAGACUCCAAAUGAGGGUGCUGCAGAGCUCCGGUCUGCACGGGGAGUGCUGGAAGACAGGAGAGGCAGAGGAGCGUUUGUGAAGGUGAUGGCGGGGAGGGGAUUGUGUGUGUCUGUGUGUCGUCAGCAAUCAUCGUCAUUGUGACUCGGAGCUCGACAAGAGCCAAUAGCCUUCCUCUGUUCCUCCUGCAUCUCUACCUUCUCUCCCUCCGCUCCCUCUCUAUCAACCAGUUAUUCUCCUGCGCACAGCUGAGGUUCAGCAUCCAAACAGCCUCCGCCUCCUCCUCCGCCUCCCUCUCUCUAACACCUCUCAGUUGCUUCUGAGUCCUGCCAGCUCCAACAGCAGCUCUGAGGAAAGAGGAGAAAGUGGUGGAAAAAGCUGAUCAGGAUGUGUCAGAGGAGGCGUGCGUCCUCGCUGCUUCUCUGCUCCUUCUUGCUCCUUGGCAGUUGGACCCAAGCUGUCCCCUCGUAUUUCCAGCUGGCUCCGGACACCCCGGCCCCGGCGGAGCCCACUCCGACCCGGGCCACACCUCUCCCGGACCCCUGCGAAGGCCGACCCUGCCUCAACGGAGGACUGUGCCUGGCCCUGCCCUCCGCCGGCAGACCGGAGGAGAACUGGGAGUACAUGUGCACCUGCAGCCAGGGCUUCACAGGACGCAACUGUGAGUUCUUCACAGACCCCUGUGCCAGCAGUCCCUGUCUCCAUGGAAACUGCAGCCGCAGCGACGGGGGCGAGGAGGAGGAGCCGUCUUACACCUGUGAGUGCUCUGAGGGCUACGAAGGAGAGCGGUGCGAUCAGAUCCUCCUGGACCUGCCGCCGGCCGACUGGGACCCGGCCACGCCCUCAGCCCCUGAACGGGUGACCCCCGCCGCCUCCACGACCACGGCUGCCACUCAGCCACCAACCACGGUCCCCACAACUACCACCACGGAGGCAGCUCCCACCCUGCCGUCAUGGCAACCAAAACCUGGGCAGAGGCUGCUGGUAGUUCCAUGGGAGGCGGACAGGGUGACGGAGGGCCUCCACUGUUUGAGCCCUGAGCUUUGUGAGCUGACGUCAGGAACUCUGACGCUGUCCGUGGAGGUGCCUGAAGAAAGCGCUGUGAAGGUCAUAGUGAACGCCAGUGGGGCUCCGGUGCUUUGGCGAGUGAGUGAGGAGGGCUUCCUGCGCUCCUCCAUUCUGAACGGCACCACCGUGUGGUUCCUGCAGGCCCCUGAUGGACUAGUGGUGCCGGACAACCUCCUGCCUCUGGGACAGAACUACUUCCUCAGUUUAAUUCGUGUGGGGGCUCCCACAGCCCCAGAGGUCACCCUGCGCCUCAACCUGACGGUGAAAGCCAGCAGCUGUGUGGAGCCCGGCAGCAGCUUCAGCGACCCUCAGUGCUCCGGGAAAGGCAAAUGCAUCACGCAGCCCUCUGAGAGCACCUUCUUCUGCGAGUGCGAGGACGGCUACACGGGAAUCUUUUGCGAGGAGUUCGACGCCUGCCAUCGUCGACCUUGUCGCAACAAUGGCUCCUGCACAGACGUCCGACAAGGCGGUGAAGGACGCAACUUUACCUGCACCUGCCAGCCAGGAUAUGAAGGGGAGCGCUGCCAGCAGCAGGUUGACCACUGCCUCUCCCAGCCCUGCAGGAACGGAGCCACCUGCUUCAGCAGCCUGGCUGGGCCCAGGUGCUACUGUCCUGAAGGUUAUCAAGGCACCGCCUGUGAGCAGAAGGUGGACCCGUGUGCCUCCAGCCCUUGUCACAACAACGGUACCUGCUACGCUCAGGGCCCCAGCCCCCUGGGGUUUGGCUGUAGCUGCACAACAGGCUUCACAGGCCCCACAUGUGGUCAGCUGGUCAACUUCUGCGCCCUGAACCCCUGCGCCCACGGAGUGUGCCGCAGCGUGGGCAACAGCUACAGGUGCCUCUGUGUUCCAGGCUACCAUGGCUUGUACUGUGAAGAAGAGUACAACGAGUGUCUGUCUGCUCCCUGCCAGAACUACGCCACCUGCAGGGACCUCAUCAAUUCCUACGAGUGUGUCUGCACGCCGCAGUUUGAAGGCAAACAUUGUGAAAUCUACAAGGAUCCGUGUCUGAAGGUGCACUGCCAGAACGGAGGUCGCUGUGAGAGUUCGGCUCUCAACACCUCCUGCAUCUGCGCUGCUGGAUACCUGGGAGAAAAAUGUGAAAUUGAUAUCAAUGAGUGUGAGAGCAGCCCUUGUCGUCAUGGAGGCACCUGCAUCGACCAAUCAAACGGCUUCACCUGCCACUGCCCACCUGGCUGGGUCGGACCCAGCUGUGAGAUCCACCUGCAGUGGAAGCCGGCACACGCCGAGGACACGCUGACCAACAUGCCCCGCCACUCGCUCUACAUCAUCAUCGGGGCUCUGUGUGUGGCCUUCAUCCUCAUGCUCAUCAUCCUCAUCGUGGGAAUCUGCCGCAUCAGCCGCAUCGAGUACCAGGGUUCCUCCCGCCACGCCUACCAGGAGUUCUACAACUGCAGGAGCAUUGACAGCGAGUUCAGCAACGCCAUCGCCUCCAUCCGCCACGCCAGGUUUGGGAAGAAGUCUCGGCCCGCCAUGUACGACGCCACUCCCAUCGCCUACGAGGACUACAGUCCUGAUGACAAACCGCUGGUUACCCUCAUCAAAACCAAGGAUUUGUAAAACCCUCUUCUCACACUCAUCGUGCGCAACAAGCUUUCGCACACUCACACACAGACCCACACGUGCACAGAGCCUAUCAAAACACGUCCUCCACACACAUAAAGAAAUAAUCAAAAUUGAAUGUAAGGAGGAAAUAAAUGCUGUAGUUCUCCAAUUUGAUUCCUUUAUUUUCUCCACAAUAACGAGGCUUCGUUGUAGCAUCAGAGCAAACCUACUUAAGUUAUAGAUUAUGAGCUGAUAGAGCGUCUAUGGAGAGCCUGAAGGAGAACACACUGACAGGCAUCCUUACAGAAACUCUAGACCAGUGGACCCCAACCCUCAGGCCGUGGGCCUUUACCAGUCCAUAGGACAGUUAGUACUGGGCCGCAGAGAGAAAAAAUAUGACCUGUGUUUUAUUUCUAAUCUGAUUCUGAAGGAAAUUUUAUUUUGGAAAGCCACUGGAUUUCCCCCCCCCACCACAUCUGACUCAUUCCUGUCACUCAGUGUCCUGUCAAAAAUACAUCACAUACUUUCUUAAAGCAGCUGCUCCAACCACGGAACUGAAACCUCCAAACUAGCACAAGUUCACAAAAAAUAUAUAUUUGGAAAGUCUUCACACAGGAAACAGAAGAAGAACCUUCAACUUAAAAAUAAAAGACAGCUGCAUUUAACAGGCAACAACCAGGAGUCUUUACUCAAAUCUGGAUUUGUUGCUACAGUUCUUCCUAUACCAUAAUAUAAUAAUACAUGAUAUUUAGCGAUUAUGAAGAUGCUGCUAAUACGGUUGUUCAAACAGUCAAUUCUUAUUAUUAAAUUUAGAUUUAUAUAUAUAUAUAUAUAUGUGUGUGGUGCACCUUAAAAGUCAGACGAAGCUGAAGUUGGCGCAGAUUUUAUUGAGGGUUUCUAAAUGCAGACAAGAUGGUGGUGGAGCUCCAUCCAGACACAGAGUGCAAAAAAAAAAAAAAAAAAAAAACAUGCUAAAUUGCACUGAAAAAAUUCAUUGAAAUAGUGAGAGGGCAAAGGUGAACUGCAAUUUUGGAUGUACGUCGCUUACCAUGUCCAUCCAUUUAUGACCACAGUGUUCACUUCUCUUGUUGGCUACUUUGCCAUAUCAUAAAGCUGGAAUCCUCUCAGAUUGGUUUCCUAAACAUGACAAGUUCACUGGACUCAAACAGCCUCCACAGUCACCAGAUCUCAACCCAAUAGAUCACAUUUGGGAUUUGGUGGAACAGGAGAUCGGCAUCAUGGAUGCUCAGCCUACAAAUCUGCAGAGACUGUUGAUGAUGUCAUGUCAGUAUGGACUAAACUCUCAGAGGAAUGUCCCAAUUCCUUGUUGAAUCUAUGCCACCAAAGAUUAAAGCAAUUUUGAAGACAAAAGGGGGUCCAAUCCUGCACUGGCAAGGUGUAUCUAUUGAAGUGUCCAGUGAGUGUAUAUCCACCAAUACACACUUUUUGGAGAGACUUCUGGAACUUUUCAAUCUCACUACUGUAGGUUAUGUUUAAAUAGAGUUUAAACUAGCCACAGAUAUUUUACAAACAAUAAGGAUAAACUUUAUCCUCAGAAGUUAAGGGGAACGGAGGCUUAAAAAAAAAAAAAAUCGGACUCUCACUUCAGCCUUGUACAGAUCGGUCCGUAGAAAUAUUGUCGGACAUCAAACCGGUCCAUGGCCCAAAAAGGUUGGGUACCACUGCUCUAGACGUAGGUGCAUCUCACACAGUGCAUUCACUUUAUCCUUUUUCUAUAUAUCCAAACAGUAUUUCUGCAGUAGGUUGCCUUACUUUGUGCAUGGUUAGAUUUGAUGUUCUCUCUGUAAUAUUUUAAUAAAUCAUUAGUUGUUUUUUUUUCAUUGCACAUGUAUAAUUCUGUCAAGAAUGUGCCAAAUGUGUUUUUUCUUUCUUUGUGGUUAGUAGACAAAGUACAAAUAAAAUACUAGUCACAGAUCUAUUUUUAUUUUUAAUCGCCACAGUAUCGUCCUGUUCUGUACAUAUUCUCACUGGUGUGUUUAGUAAAGAGCGUGGGUCUGCUGGACUACUGUAACCUUACUAACCAACUGUGUGUAUUUCAGUGAAACUUAGGAAGAUAUGCUCCUUACUGCACAGAAAACCGAUUUAGUUUGUCGGUUCACCUCGUCGUUCAGUAGAUCCUGGGUUCACGGUUUCUCUGAGAGAGCAGCCUGUUUGUCCGCUGACCUCAGGAGGCCGAGGGAGGAGAAAACCUGAACAAACCCUGUGUGCUUUUGUGUUCUGUCAGUGGAGAACUACCCGUCCGUGCAGCUGUGUCGUUCCACUGAAACUCCAAGUGUUUGCACAUUAGAUUCUGCUGAUUUGGUCCUUUUCUUUCUUUGACUUUUAAACACAACAACACAGUUACCUAUUAUCCGCUAUUAUCUAUGUUGAAAUAUCUAAACAAUAAAGAUUCAAGUGAAACGAA
Molecule: messenger RNA, 5544 nt
Organism: Oryzias melastigma (Indian medaka)
Lineage: Eukaryota; Metazoa; Chordata; Actinopteri; Beloniformes; Adrianichthyidae
Gene: dner
Product: delta/notch-like EGF repeat containing
Exons: 15
Coding region: 873-3134 (753 amino acids)
Biological process (GO): heterophilic cell-cell adhesion; establishment or maintenance of epithelial cell apical/basal polarity
Cellular component (GO): plasma membrane; protein-containing complex
Molecular function (GO): calcium ion binding
Source: RefSeq, a predicted model, not a curated record